Molecule: messenger RNA, 1413 nt
Organism: Exserohilum turcica Et28A
Lineage: Eukaryota; Fungi; Ascomycota; Dothideomycetes; Pleosporales; Pleosporaceae
Exons: 3
Coding region: 100-1245 (381 amino acids)
Molecular function (GO): protein binding
Source: RefSeq, a predicted model, not a curated record
GCAGAAUACUGUCGCCCCAAGACUCAAUCUUCCUUGCCGAUCUUCUGCCCCUACCAGACAACCAUUGUCGCCUCCUCUUGUAGUCCUUCCCAGCGCAUGAUGACUGAGCCAAAUUCUGCCCCGCACCCCGAAAGCGACCCCGCGGUCACGACAGACGCGAAUGGAACGCGUGACCAGGAUACGGACGAUCACAAGCCACGAGACAUCAACGGCUGGGACGGGAAGCUUCGAGUAGAUAGAAUGACUCUGAGCGACGAGCCAAGAGAUCCACAUGCGCAGGUGUUGAGUGAUCCAGAAGUAUCAGACGACGAUGGGCCGCCUCCAGAACAGUUGGCUGCAGACGAGGACCUGCUCGACGAUGUGCCAGACGACGAAGAGGAUAUUGAGCUGGUGCACUGCAAGAUCUCAGACAUGUCGUCGUUGCGGCUGGAAAGGUUCAAGCAGAUGAAGCGUCUUUGCCUCCGCCAAAAUCGCAUAGAAAGUAUCGCGAUACCCGAUGAACUUGCGGCCACUCUCACAGAAGUCGAUCUCUACGACAACCUUAUCGCACACAUCAAGGGCCUCGAUGCCUUUACCGAACUCACCUCGCUCGACCUGUCCUUCAACAAGAUCAAGCAUAUUAAGCGGCUAAACCACAUGACGAAGCUCAAGGACCUGUAUUUUGUGCAGAACAAAAUCAGCACAAUAGAGAAUCUAGAAGGCCUCUCGAACCUGCGGCAGGUAGAGCUGGGCGCAAACAGGGUGCGGGAGAUUCAGGGCUUGGAGACGUUGACGGGGCUGGAAGAGCUGUGGCUGGGCAAGAACAAGAUUACGGAGAUCAAGGGGUUGGAUACGCUUGCAAACUUGAAGAUUCUCAGCAUACAGUCGAAUCGGCUGCGGUCCAUUGCGGGGUUGGAUAAGUUGGUCAAUCUGGAGGAGCUGCACAUCUCGCACAAUCUCCUUACCGACCUGUCAGGCCUAGAGAACAACGUCAAUCUGAACGUCAUUGACAUUAGCGCCAACCCCAUUGAGCACCUGACCGGGCUCAAGGGCCUCAAGAACCUGACAGAGUUUUGGGCGAGCAACUGCAAGCUCAGCGACUUUGGCGAGAUUGAGCGAGAACUCCGAGACAAGGAAGGCCUGGAAACAGUGUACUUUGAGGGCAAUCCGUUGCAAAGGUCACAGCCGGCCUUGUACAGAAACAAGGUCCGGUUAGCACUGCCGCAGGUUGUACAGAUUGAUGCUACCUUUGUGAAGCAGGUAUAGCACAUUCGCAGCAUCUCGACUUGCUGUGCUCAGUGCUUGGGUUUAUCUAUUGUAGCAAGGAUGGCUGGGGCGGGCGGCAAAAUUCUGGACUGGCAUUUGCAUGGCGCGCUGGCGUUGAUAUAGGACAUAGUAUUGGCGGGUGAUACCCAAUAAAUGCAUGGAAUUGUU